This is a messenger RNA of Nematolebias whitei (Rio pearlfish), 1184 nucleotides long. Its product is annotated as Receptor expression-enhancing protein 6-like. The transcript has 6 exons. NCBI's taxonomy places the organism in Eukaryota, Metazoa, Chordata, Actinopteri, Cyprinodontiformes, Rivulidae. The record is from RefSeq and is a predicted model, not a curated record. The coding region runs from base 57 to 611 and encodes 184 amino acids.
AACAGAGAGGAGACCGCGGCCAGUUGGGCAGUUUGUCGGCUGAAGAAAACCUGAAAAUGAGUCACCUGAAAGAGCGCUUCGUGACCCUGCUCCAUGAAAAGAACUGUGUGACGGACCAGUUGGCAACGUUGGAGCAAAAAUCCGGAGUGAAGAGAGAGUUUAUCGUUUUGGGUGUUCUUGGUAUCAUCGGCCUCUACCUUCUGUUUGGAUAUGGAGCCUCCUUACUCUGCAACUUGAUUGGCUUCAUUUAUCCUGCAUACUUCUCCAUCAAGGCCAUUGAGAGCAGUGUUAAAGAGGACGACACGCAGUGGCUCACCUACUGGGUUGUUUAUGGGCUUUUCAGCAUAGUGGAAGCCUUCUCCGACAUCUUCCUCUUCUGGUUCCCCUUUUACUAUGCUGGCAAGUGCCUCUUCUUGAUCUGGUGUAUGGCUCCGGUGACAUGGAACGGUUCUGACAUCUUGUACACGCGUGUGAUUCGGCCGUUUUUCUUGAAACACCAGGCUACCAUGGACACCAUGGUCAACGAUCUGAGUGGCAAGGCUAAGAACCUCACUGAGACCGUCGCAAAGGAGGCUGUUAACCGGGCCCUCGGCCAUGAGAAGAAUCAGUAAGAACCAUGGAAGGCUUUGUGUGUGUGUGUAUUUGUUUGUCGUCCACCUUUUUGUUUGUUUGCGUCUUUUCAUGUUGGGAGAUGCUGAUGAACCCGCUCUUCAUGGUGAACUGAAGGCUCCUGAAAAUAAAACGUUUGUGCAGCCUCGUGGGUUUACUGCCAUCACCACUGCGAGGACACUUAAUGAACUGUGACCAUUCUGUGUGAUCUUAUUGUCUUUGUUGUGACUAUGGAUAAGAAGAAUAUGAUUAUAGCAAAAAAAAAUCCUAAAUUAAUAAUGUUUGCUUGCACACUUUAGACACUUGAGGUACAAUCAUUGUUGAAAACCAAAUUCACGAAUGAAGAAGUUCGUUAUCUCAGGACAUUUGAUGAUCUCAUUUUCCUUCAAAUCUGUUUAUAAACCUCGUUCUUACUUUGAUAAUCAGGUAAUCAUUAUGUUCUUACAAGCCUUGUUCUCAUGUGUGCCAGGCACAGUUCAGUCUGAGGUACUAAAACUUUUACCAGUAACUGGAAAACUUUGAAUUUGUCUUAAUUUAUGAUAGUAUGCCUGUAUUGAUAAAAAAUAAACUGGAAC